Alexandromys fortis (reed vole) is the source of this 2876-nucleotide messenger RNA. It is a transcript of the gene Ppp1r18, whose product is annotated as protein phosphatase 1 regulatory subunit 18. The transcript has 3 exons. The coding region runs from base 1061 to 2860 and encodes 599 amino acids. The record is from RefSeq and is a predicted model, not a curated record. NCBI's taxonomy places the organism in Eukaryota, Metazoa, Chordata, Mammalia, Rodentia, Cricetidae. Gene Ontology annotation, molecular function: phosphatase binding.
UGUGGGGCUCCCACUUUAAGGGAAGUGUCUCCUGAUCUCCCUUGGAGUGCCUCCCCUUUGUGCAGAGAUUGCAAGUCCGUGCAGUUCCCGCGGGUGCAUGGCCCUCUGGGUCAAGAUCCCCCUGAGAGCGGGGUCCCUGGUUGGGGACAGCAGAGGCAUGAAGCGGGUCCUCCGAGCGUCCGGGUCCUAGGGCGUAGUUGGUGGGGAGGCAGGCGAGGUUGAAGGGACUGGACUCGGGUGGACGCCAGAGUUCUGAGAAUGCGUAGGCAGCACACCCGCUCGGGUACCAAAAGUCCCCGAGGAGGGUAUUUCCCCUGACCCGCCUCUGGGGCGGAGUACGCGGUGGGGUGGGGGCCGGACUGAGGGGCGGGGCCGAGCGCAGCCGGGAAGGCAGCCGGGACCUGCGGGGCCCGUGCGAAGAGGCGCCCGCUCCCUUGCCGGCUUUCCGCUCUCCCCUUCUCCCCCGGACCUCUGCCCUCUACAUCUAUCCUCACCUUCUCACACCCCCUCCGACCCCUCCGCCCCCUCGCCAGCCGGUUCCCUGUUCUUCCUUCCCACUUACCUCCCCUGGGUACCGGGGGUAGGCAGCCUCGAUUGAACCCGCUCACUUCUCAGCCCCAGUUCCCCCCCCCCCCCUCCUCCCUCUCUCUCUCUCUCUCUCUCUCUCUCUCUCUCUCUCUCUCUCUCUCUCUCUCUCUCUCUCUCUCUCUCUCCUGCUUUUCCUUCCCUCUCUUUCUCAUACCUUAGGGACUGUCUAGUGCCUACAAACCCCCAAUCUGGCGCUGCCUCUGCCCGGAAUCUCGACUCUACCUCUCCCAUUAUCCCCACCCCCAACUUGGUACCCAGCUUUUCUCUUCACUUUUUUAGCUCUCGCCUCUUCUGCCCUCCCUCCUCUCCCUGUUCCCCUCUAUCUUCAUCCUUAGUUCCACUGUCCUCGGUUCUUAAUCUCUUCCCGCAUCACUUCCUCCUCUCCUACCCCCAUUCUCAAUCCCCGGGCCCCUCUGAAACCUACCCUUCCUGUUCCUGUCCCCCAGUGCUCUCUCCUUCACUUCCAGUGACCAUGACUGCUAUCCCAGAUUGGAAGCUACAGUUGCUAGCCCGGCGGCGGCAGGAGGAGGCAGCAGUUCGUGGCCGUGAGAAAGCAGAACGGGAUCGCUUGUCCCAGAUGCCAGCCUGGAAGCGGGGAAUCCUGGAACGUCGCAAGGCCAAGUUGGGCCUGCCUCCUGGAGAGGCGAGCCCUGUGCCUGGGACCGCAGAGGCUGGACCUCCGGACCCAGAUGAAUCCGCUGUCCUCUUGGAGGCUAUUGGGCCAGUACAUCAGAACCGAUUCAUCCAGCAGGAGCGACAGCGGCAGCAGCAGCAGCGAAAUGAAGUAUUUGCUGCUGAUAGGAAGCCUGGGCCUCUGGAGGCUCUAGAUCGGAGAUCAAGUCCUAGUAAUUUAAGAGAGCAGAGCCCCAAGGGAAGAGAGUCAAGAGAAGAGAGGCUAAGUCCCAGGGAGGCCAGAGAUAAGAGGCUGUUGACAGGGGGAGCCCAAGAGUCAUGUUCCAGGACUUCGGACGCUCGAGACUGGAGGCAGAGCCCUGCAGAGGCUCAGAAAUGGAGGCUGAGCCCUGGAGAAACUCCAGAGGAGAGUCUGAGAUUAGCAAGUCCCGGAGACGACAGUCCCAAGAGAAAAGAGGUAUUGGAAAGCAGACUGAGCCCCGGGGAAUCUGGCGACCAGAGGGCCUGCCUGACAGAGGCCCAUAAAUGGAACCUUGACCCGAAAGAACCCCAGGAACAGAGCUCAAUACAGCUGGAGGCCACAGAGUGGAGGCUGAACUCAAGAGACGAGGGGAAAGACUACUUGGAGGAGUGUGGGAGAAAGGAAGAAAAACCGAGUCCAGGGAUUGUCCUAGACCAGUCUCCAGUGACAAAAGAAGGCCAAGACACCAUCUCUGGAGAAGUGGAGACUUCUGCUGAGCAGAGACCUAGCCCUGUGGAGGAUGGAGACAGGAUCUCAAGACCCACAGAAGGCUGGAAAUGGACCUUAAACUCUGGGAAAGCCCGAGAACGGGAUAUAGAGACACGAACUCAGAAACCGGAUCCUCCAGCAUCUUCAGAGAAGCACCUGGGGCCUUCUGGUUUCGAGGCUGAAGAGGAGGCUAAGAAGGAGGAGGCGGGGGCUCAGAGCAGGCCUCUGAGGGCCCAGCAGAACCUCCGCUCUGGGCCCUCCCCCCUUCCACCAGAGCACGCUGGGGCUGGGACGGAAGGCUCCAGACAGCAGGAAGAGGAAGCAGCAGAACCCCGGCCCCCAACGACAGCCCCUCUGUCUCCCCCACCCCCAGCCCCAACUGCCCCCCAGCCCCCUGGGGAUCCCCUCAUGAGCCGUCUGUUCUAUGGGGUGAAGGCAGGACCGGGGGUGGGGGCCCCCCGCCGUAGCGGACACACCUUCACUGUCAACCCACGGAGGUGUGUGCCCCCUGCCAGCCCAGCCCCACCAGCCACCCCAGCUACAGCUGAUGCUGCAGGGCCUGGAUCCGGGAAGAAGCGGUACCCAACUGCUGAGGAGAUCUUGGUGCUGGGGGGCUACCUCCGUCUCAGCCGCAGCUGCCUUGUCAAGGGGUCCCCUGAAAGACAUCACAAACAGCUCAAGAUCUCCUUCAGUGAGACGGCCCUGGAGACCACGUACCAAUACCCUUCCGAGAGCUCGGUACUGGAGGAUCUUGGCCCGGAGCCUGAGACCCCCAGUGCGCCCACUCCCUUGGCGUCACAGCCUGACGACGACGACGAGGAGGAGGAAGAGGAGUUGCUACUGCAGCCUGGGCUCCAGGGCGGGCUGCGCACCAAGGCCCUAAUCGUGGAUGAGUCCUGCCGGCGGUGACCAUCUUCCAGUCUGG